Messenger RNA from Knipowitschia caucasica, 357 nucleotides. NCBI's taxonomy places the organism in Eukaryota, Metazoa, Chordata, Actinopteri, Gobiiformes, Gobiidae. The record is from the annotation of a GenBank genome assembly.
AUGCCUCCUCCUCCCCUGGGCGCAAAGGGGGCACUGCUGCAGCCCCUCGCUCCUCACAGUCAACUCCAAGCCGGGUGCAAGCUUCACUUCUUCACACAUCUGGCCAUGCUGGAGACAGAUGCGGCAGAUGAGACCGGGCUUCCCAGCGAUAACUCACAACAACAAGAACACGCCCACAGCCCACUCCUUUCCACCUUACGCUACGCCGUCCAGUGUGCGUUCGCUGCAGCUUCGUAUGUCUUCUCCCACUGUACGCUGAAUGGUGUUAUUUUUUUCCCUUCUUCUUUCAGCACCACGGAGAGCUCACAGAUUGUAGGGUGGAGGUGGGGGUGGGGGGUUGAGUGGGUGGGCAUAUGA